This is a messenger RNA of Labrus bergylta (ballan wrasse), 1099 nucleotides long. The record is from RefSeq and is a predicted model, not a curated record. Lineage: Eukaryota; Metazoa; Chordata; Actinopteri; Labriformes; Labridae.
UUCAUUGCCUUUGCAUCUUUGUUCUUCAUCCUGGUCUCCAUCACCACCUUCUGUCUGGAGACUCAUGAGGCUUUUAACACCAUCAUCAACAAGACUGAACUUGUGCGGAACAGCAGCGUGCCGGAUUCAGGCCCGCAGUACGAGAUCGAAACUGACCCUGCGCUCACGUACGUGGAGGGCGUGUGUGUUUUCUGGUUCACCAUCGAGUUCCUGGUGCGCGUGACCUUCUGCCCGGUCAAGUUGGAGUUUGUUAAGAGUGUUCUCAACAUCAUCGACUUUGUGGCCAUCCUGCCUUUCUACCUGGAGGUAGGGCUGAGUGGCCUUUCUUCAAAGGCUGCCAAGGAUGUGUUGGGUUUCCUCAGGGUGGUGCGCUUUGUUCGUAUCCUGCGUAUCUUUAAGCUAACGCGUCAUUUUGUGGGGCUCAGGGUGUUGGGCCACACAUUACGUGCCAGCACCAAUGAAUUCCUGCUGCUCAUCAUCUUUCUGGCGUUGGGAGUGUUAAUUUUUGCAACCAUGAUCUACUACGCCGAACGAAUUGGUGCUAAGCCAAAUGACCCCACUGCUAGCCUCCACACCAAGUUCAAGAACAUCCCCAUUGGCUUCUGGUGGGCUGUAGUGACCAUGACAACACUGGGCUAUGGUGACAUGUAUCCACAGACCUGGUCGGGCAUGGUUGUGGGCGCGUUGUGCGCCUUGGCAGGUGUGCUGACGAUAGCCAUGCCUGUGCCUGUUAUUGUCAAUAACUUUGGGAUGUACUACUCUCUGGCCAUGGCCAAGCAGAAGCUGCCCAAGAAGAGGAAGAAACACAUCCCUCAAGUGGUGCAGGGAGGCUCCCCUUCCUACUGCAAAGCUGAUCUAAACACCACCUGCAACAGCACUCAAGGGGACCUUUGUCACGUCAAAGGGACCAGGGUACUAGAACGCAAUCGCUCAGUUCUGUCAGCAGACUGCAGCAGUGACCUGACCCUGUCCCCAGAGGAGAGGGUCCCCAUGCGAAGGUCCAGCGACCGGGAACAGGACCGCAGGAGCACUGGAACGUGCUUCCUGCUCGCUGCUAGUGACUACACCUGCCCUGCAGACGGAGGGCUACGGAAAACAG